Messenger RNA from Lingula anatina, 2220 nucleotides. Its product is annotated as Na(+)/citrate cotransporter. Gene Ontology annotation, cellular component: plasma membrane. The record is from RefSeq and is a predicted model, not a curated record. Lineage: Eukaryota; Metazoa; Brachiopoda; Lingulata; Lingulida; Lingulidae. Gene Ontology annotation, molecular function: transmembrane transporter activity. Gene Ontology annotation, biological process: transmembrane transport.
GAAAUGAAAUGUGCCUAUGGAGUGUUGAUCAUCGCUAUAUUCUGGAUGACGGAGGUGAUGCCCCUGGCAGUGACGGCGCUUCUACCACUGGUCUUGUUCCCCUUCAUGAGUGUAUCUACAUCUAAGACCCUGUCGUACAAUUACCUCAAGGACACCAAUAUGUUAUUUGUUGGAGGGUUGAUUGUUGCUGUAGCUGUAGAAAACUGGAACCUUCACAAAAGGAUAGCUCUCAGGGUCCUGAUGAUGGUGGGAACCAAACCAAAAUGGCUAAUGUUUGGAUUUAUGAGUGUGACUGCCUUUCUCUCCAUGUGGAUCAGUAACACAGCCACCACUGCCAUGAUGGUGCCCAUUGUACAGGCAGUUCUAGAUGAACUGGAAGAGAGCAAAAAGCAAGAACUGCAGCAAUCAUUCAAAAACCAAGGCAGUGAGCUGGCUGGAAGUAUGGAAGAAAUGGUCCCCCUGAACCCCCCACCAGACCCAGAUGGAUCAGACACAGUCAUUGCUAGCACCAACACACUGGAUGUAGUGGUGAUGCCAGGUAAUGGGUUUGUGAGUGGUAUGAGCAGUACAAAUGAGUUGGCCAUGACAGAAGCCAUGAAGAAGAGCCAUGAGUACUUCAACAACAUGUGUAAAGGGAUGCUGCUGUGUAUCGCCCAUGCUGCUAACAUUGGAGGAACUGCCACAUUGACGGGGACGCCUCCCAAUCUGGUAAUCAAAGGACAGGUAGAUACGUUAUAUGGUUCAGAAGCUGGUAUCAACUUUAGCUCAUGGUUUGUGUUUGCUUUCCCUGCCAUGCUGUUGGCAUUAGCCGUUGCAUGGGUCUGGCUAACUGGAUACUUUCUAGGAUGGAGAACAAUGUUUAACUGUUGUUUUAAAAUGAAAGAGGAGGACAGCUCGGCUGCUGGGUAUACUAUAAAAAAAGCUUAUGACAAUUUAGGACCCAUGUCUUUUGCAGAAAUCGUAGUUUUGGUAGACUUUAUAGCGCUGGCUGUGCUAUGGCUGACCAGAGAACCUGAGUUUGUCACUGGAUGGGGAGAUUUUUUCAAAGACGGUGAUAUAAGUUAUAUCUCUGAUGCUACCUCAGCUAUAGCCAUGUCUGUGUUAUUAUUUGUUUUGCCAUCCAAGAGGCCAAACUUCUUCUGUCUCAGAGCAAAGCAUGAUGACAGCCCCCCAGGACCUGUGCCCCCCAUCUUGAAUUGGUCCACGGUGCAGAAGAAGUUGCCAUGGAAUGUGGUGGUACUGCUUGGAGGGGGGUUUGCAUUGGCCCAGGCCUGCAAUGAAUCGGGUCUGUCCAGGAUGAUAGGAGAAGCCAUGCGGGUGUUUUCUGGGAUACCUGCGGUGGGGAUCAUGCUUAUAAUGUGUAUAGCAGUAUCAGUAUGCACCAACGUCAUCAGCAAUGUUGCCACGGCAACCAUCUUUCUGCCAAUCUUAGCAGAACUAGCUGUAGCCAUAGAAGUACAUCCUCUCUACCUCAUGAUACCGGCAACCAUUACUAGCUCCUUUGCCUUCAUGUUGCCAGUAGCAACACCACCCAACGCCAUUGUAUACUCCUACGGACGGUUAACUAUGAAGGACAUGAUGUUAUCAGGCAUGGUGUUAAACAUAGUCUGUAUGGGGGUCAUUGUGCUGGCCAUCAACUCCUGGGGUAUGGCUUUCUACCACCUGGACACCAUGCCUGAGUGGGCCAGAGGAAAGAUGACCGUCACUCCUAACAUCACCGCUAACACCACACUAGGGGGCGCUGGAGUAUCUGUGGUAGGAAUUCUGUCCGAAGCCAACACCACUGUGCCAUACACGUUAUAAUACAGGAGAAUUUUAGGUGAAUAAGUGGAGAUGGAACAAAGGUGGCCCUUCGCUUCUUUUGCUGACUGUGCUGUGGCCUUAUUUUCAGGGGUAUAAACGGUCUUCCAAUUCUUCUGGGUGACACUGCUUUUCUUUAAAGGCACACUAAUGUGAUUGGCUUGGACUGAUAGAAACCAUGGAAGACUGUCAGUGUGGAUGGAGGAUGCCUGAAUCAUUGGAUCUGUCCCCUGACAUACUGUAUAUUAUAGCCUAAACAGAAACAGAUGAGCUUAACCUGUUUUAAGACUGACAGAGGAAGUAGACUGUAUGUUUACAACCACCAACUAUACUGGAAUAUACAGGGACAGGGGCGGAUCCAGAGAUAUUUUCUGACAGUCUUCCAAAUUAUCCAAAUUAUCUUUGUUGAUCCAUCCUCAA